CCGAAAGGAAUCACUUCUUUUAUCGUUACUGUUACUUUUUAGUGAUAUCACAUCUCCGCCCCACAACGCCCAUCGGGACUGGUACUAUUUUCGGGACACGGCGGGGAUCAGCACAUCCUUUUUAGAGCCAUUCUGCAUUUUGUUAUGAUUUUAUUUUUCGGUAGAAAAAGGAAAAUGAGUGAGACAAUAAUCAGUCGAUAGUGUGAGAUGCCAAUCGCCAACUGACAUCAAACACUCGGGGACGAGGGACAAACCAGUACAUUUGAUUUCGAACUAAGCACAGAUUUCCCACGACAAUCCUUAAAUUAAUCAAUCUGGUUUCCCGCGGUUGCUCAGUGUGUGGAAAGCCAGAGGCAGUUCAGUGACUUCAGUCCACCAAGUACCCACUAACUCCCCCUCCCAAAGUGAGCGUAACUAGGGCUUUUAUUUCUUAGCCACUUCAAUACAUACAACUUCACUCUUCACUGAUAGAUAGCCAGUCGUUUGUUCUCCAACCUCUGCUAUGUUGAACCCUUUCUCCCCCUUCUGUUUCGUUUGAGUCGGCAGGUUCCGAGAGAGCUUCAAGAUGCUUUCGCUCGCGUGGUUGACCGUGCUGUUACUGUUCGUAAAUUUGCCAGCAUUGCAGGCAGUUUCCGGCCCCCAUGUAGCUGAUGUGAAUAUUUUAUUGCCUCCUCUGAUGACUUAUCCUGUAGAAUAUCGGCUACAAGGAAGUGAUGGCUGUUUCUCUUGGUCAUGGGACCAUCAUGAUAUUCUAUCUGUUCAACCAGAGUACAAUGCUAGUAGUCGCUGCUCAACAAGCGCUCGAUUGAGAUCAAUUGCUCCUUAUGGUGGUAGAAAGGAAACUGCUGUUUAUGCUGCUGAUCUCCAUAGUGGCACUGUAAUCCGUUGCAAAGUUUUUAUUGAUAACAUCUCCAGAAUCCAGAUAUUUCAUAACUCUAUUAAACUUGACUUAGAUGGGCUUGCUACACUGCGUGUCCGCGCCUUUGAUAGUGAAGAAAAUGUGUUUUCAUCAUUGGUAGGCCUACAGUUCAUGUGGAAGCUUAUUCCUGAAGCUGAUAGAGUGCAGCAUCAUCUUACUCAUGUUGCUUUGAAGGAUUCUCCCUUGAGUGACUGUGGUGGUUUUUGCGGUGACCUAGAUAUCCAAAUAAAACUGGAAGACAGUGGUGUAUUCUCAGACUUGUUUGUUGUAAAGGGAACUGGAAUUGGCCAUGAAAUUGUUUCAGUGCAUUUGCUAGAACCACAGUUUGAAUACAUGGUGGAUGAGAUUGUUUUAACUGUUGCAGAAGCAAUGUCACUUGAACCUCCAUCACCUGUUUUUGUGCUCAUCGGUUCUUAUUUCCAUUAUAGUCUAAAAGUUGUUCGCCAAAAUACUCCUCAAGCAAUUGAUUUACCAUCUCCAUAUCACCGGUGGCAUGUAUCAAACUCUUCGGUGGCACAGGUCGACUCUAUGAUGGGAUUGACUCAUUCAUUGAACUUAGGAGUUACAACUAUCACUGUAGAAGACACUAGAGUUUCAGGGCACGCGCAAAUGUCAUCCCUUCAUGUUGUUCUCCCAGAUGCUAUGUAUUUGUAUAUAGUGCCUUUGAGUAUAUCUGGUGAUCCCAUGGAAGGUAUCACAGCUAUUCCAACAGCCCAUUGGCAUGUUGUUGUUGGCCGACAAUAUGUCAUUCACAUGAAGGUUUUCUCCCGUGGACCUUAUGCACAUGAAAUAUACAUUACAGAGGGAGACGACAUUAAAUUGUGCUACAAUCAAUCUUUGUAUUGGGACAUACUCUUAGUACAAAAUAGUAUUGCUGUUAAACAUGGUUGGCGGAAUUCUAGAAUCCUGAAAGCAACUUCACAGGGAAUGGGAAGAUUAACAGCUUCUUUAACCCAUCAUACUGAGCACCCAGCAGCAACAGAGGUUCUCAAGGUUGUGCAAGAAGUCAUGGUUUGUGAUCAAGUGAAGUUUAGAUUGGGCGAAAGAACUAAUUUUUCUCAUAGCAUUUACCUUCCCUGGGCUCCUGGUGUUUAUCAGGAGGUGGAGCUAAGGGCAAUGGGAGGUUGUGCAAAGACGUCCAGUGAUUAUAAGUGGUAUUCCUCUGAUGCAGCCACUGUGUCUGUAUCUCCUUCUGGAGUUAUCCAAGCAAAGAAGCCUGGUCAAGCUUCUGUUAAAGUGGCAUCCAUUUUUGACUUAACCAAUUAUGAUGAGGUGAUCAUUGAAGUUUCUGUCCCUUCAUCUAUGGUAAUGAUGCAAAACUUUCCUGUGGAGACUGUUGUAGGAACAAAUCUUCAAGCUGCAGUUACAUUGAAAACAUUCCAUGGUGCCUCUUUUUAUAGAUGUGAUGCUUUUUGUUCGUCUAUUAGGUGGAAGACUGGAAGUGAGUCUUUCAAAAUUGUCAAUACUACAGGGGAUGCAUUAGCAUUGGACAAACUGCUGAAUAUUAAGGACUUUGACUCGCUUUAUGGUCCUCCAUGUUCAUGGACCUACAUAUAUGCUUCUACUGCUGGUCGAACUAUGCUGCAUUCUACAUUGUCCAAAUUGUGGCAAACUUCUGAUCAUCCUUUAGAUGGUCCCAUUGUUCUAAAAGCAUCCUCACAUAUAGCUGCAUAUCAACCGCUUAUUGUCUACCAGGCAGGGGAUGGGAACAAGUUUGGUGGUUAUUGGGUUGAUUUGGCUAAUGCGGAAGCUGGAAAUCAGUUGGAAAACUUGGAUGAACUCUAUCUUGUUCCUGGAACAGGAUUAGAUGUAAUGCUCCUUGGAGGACCUGAAAGGUGGAAUGAAGGUACUGAGUUCAUUGAAAGUAUUGAAAUUUUUGAUGAAGAAUAUAAUCCUCUCAAGGAUGAAGUAAUUGUUCAUCAGGCAUCUACCAGUAGUGAUGGUGUAUAUGGAGUUUUAUGCCACGCAUUGGGAAACUAUAAACUAGUAUUUUCACGUAGCAACUUAGUUGGGGAUGAUCAUCCAGUGCCAGCUAUAGAAAAAUCGGAAUUGUCCCUUACAUGUAGCUUUCCUGCCUCAAUCACACUGAUUGCUAAUGAGCCUGUGAAUGCACUUGAUCUUGUGUGGUCUGCAACACAAGCUGAUCGUAAUCCAGGGAGGAUUCGUGUUAUCCCUAUUACUGUUGCAAAUGGCUGUACUAUUCGUGUAGCUGCAGUUGGUAUCCAUAAUUCUGGAAAGGCUUUUGCAAACUCAUCUUCUCUUUGUUUGAAGUGGGAGCUGAGCAGUUGUGAUGGCCUAGCAUAUUGGACUAAUGAUAAUGGCCUGGAAAGAUCCAGUGCCAGUUGGGGGAGAUUUCUGGUUUUGCAGAAUGUAUCAGGACUGUGCAUUGUUCGUGCUACUGUAAUUGGUUUUUCUGAUACCAUGACUGGUCGUCUUUAUGAGAAAGCAUCUUUGAUGUUGGAAGAUCAAAAUAAUGUUCUCACUGAUGCCAUACGUUUACAGCUUGUUUCUUCUUUAAGAGUUAUUCCAGAGUACAUUCUAUUAUUUUUCAGCCUUGAUGCAAAGGUAAAUCUGUCGAUUACUGGAGGAACUUGUUUCAUGGAUGCUGUUGUGAAUGAUACUCGAGUCAUAGAAGUAAUUCAACCACCCCCAAGUUUUCAGUGCUUGCAAGUAAUGCUGGGUCCUGUAGGGUUGGGAAGUGCACGUGUCACCAUUCAUGAUAUGGGACUUUCUCCUCCUCUUGCAGCUUCUGCUGUGGUUCAAGUUGCAGAUGUUGACUGGAUUAAGAUUAUUUCACAAGAUGAUAUAAGCCUUAUGGAAGGAAGUGCAAAAGUUGUUGACAUAUUAGCUGGGAUUCGUGAUGGAAGUACUUUUGAUGCUUCUCAGUAUGUCUACAUGAAUAUUCAUGUCCAUAUUGAGGAUCCUAUACUUGAGCUUGUCAACAAGGAUGAUAUCUCAGAUCCUGGUAGUGGAAAUAUUGAUGGUCCAAAAUUUAUAAUUCAAGCAAAACAACUUGGGAUUACAACUCUUUAUGUUAGUGCUAGGCAAUGCUCUGGACAUGAAAUUUCAAGCCAGCCUAUUAAGGUUGAAGUCUAUGCACCACCAAGGAUACACCCUGAUGAUCUUUUUCUUGUGCCUGGCGCAUCUUAUGUGCUUACUGUGGAAGGAGGUCCCACAGUUGGGGCAUAUGUUGAGUAUGCCAGUAUGGAUGAUGGGACUGCGACAGUGAACAGAACUUCAGGACGACUUGUAGCACUAUCACCUGGGAAAACUACCGUACUGGCAACAAUGUAUGGGGCUGGAGAUAGUGUGAUUUGUCAAGCCAAGGGGAAAGUUGAAGUAGGGAUCCCUUCUUCCAUGAUUUUGAAUUUACAGAGUCAACAGAUUGGUGUUGGUCGUGAAAUGCCAGUAUUCCCUUCAUUACCAGAGGGAAAUUUGUUUUCCUUCUAUGAGCUAUGCAACAAUUACAAGUGGACUGUAGAAGAUGAACAGGUGUUGAGCUUCCAAGUGGCCAAGUGCUCAUAUGGUGAGAAGUAUGAUGUUCUAUUAUCUGGUUUGAGGGGAAUUAUGUCUUCCAGUUAUUCAGAUAACAAAGAACUCAAUCCCAUCAAUGUAUUACAUGGAAGGUCUGCUGGCAAAACAAAUGUUGCUGUUUCAUUCUCCUGUAAAUUUUCUUCUGGUGCAUUUUCACAAUCAAGAUCAUAUAAUGCAUCUGCAUUAGUGUGGGUGGUGUCUGAUCCUCCUCUUGCUCUUGGAAAGUCAAUGACUUGGGUCCUUCCUCCUUUUUAUACUACCUCAAAUCUUUUGCCUGGAUCGACCGAAUCAUACAGUCAUCGGGAUUCUCAUAGUCGUAAAGGGCCUAUUAUUUAUUCUCUAUUGAAAACAUGUGGCGGUAAAAAUGAAGAGAUGCAACAGAAGGCUAUUUCUCUAGAUGGUGAUAGAAUAAAGACAAUGGAGAGCAAUGAUAUUGAUUGCAUUCAGGCAAAAGAUCGUUCAACUGGGAUAGUUGAGAUUGCAUCAUGUGUAAGGGUUGCAGAGGUGUCUCAAAUAAGACUAGGUGCUAAGAAGUUUCCUUUCCAUGUGGCUGAGCUUGCUGUUGGUGCUGAACUUGAGCUUGUUGUUAGCUACUGUGAUGAUCUAGGAAAUCCCUUCUUUGAAGCUUAUGAUGUGGUUGAAGUCAAUGCUGAGACUAAUUAUCCUGAUAUCGUUCUAAUUAAUGGCACUCCUGACAACAAUGGAAAUAUCCAUCUCAAGGCUGUAAGUCAUGGUAGGGCUCUUGUACGAAUAUCUAUUGGCAACAAUGCAAGGAAGUCAGACUAUAUUAUGAUUUCAGUUGGUGCUCAUUUACAUCCACAGAAUCCAGUCCUACAUGUGGGUCGUUAUCUCAACUUCAGUGUAGAAGGACUGAGUGAUCUGGUUUCAGGCCAGUGGUUGAGUUCCAAUGAAAGUGUUAUAUCUGUGGAUAUGUUAUCUGGAGAAGCCCAUGCGGUUGGGGAAGGGACAUCUCAAGUAAUUUUUGAAGGUUUGGGUUUGAAACUGCAAACAACAAUAACGGUUCUUAUGGAAGAUCAGGUUUCAGUUGAUGCGCCAACAGAGACAUUAACAAAUGUUCCCUUCCCUUCAAGGGGAUAUAACUUCUCCGUGAGCUUUAGCCAAAUGUUCGGAGCUCUUGGGAAGAGCAAAGAAGUUCUGUAUGAUUGUAGUGUGGAUCCACCUUUUGUCGGGUAUGCAAGGCCAUGGAGAGAUAUUAAUAGUGGUAAUUCAUAUUGUCUCUUCUUCCCAUACUCACCAGAGCAUUUGGUGCAUUCUAUACCCAAGACAAAGGCUAUGAGACCAGAUGUAUCUGUCUCUAUUAGUGCUUCAUUGAGGGAAGCUGAAUAUGUUAUGGGAUCUGCAACUGCUCUUUUUGUUGGAGGAUUUUCUAUUUUGGAAAUGGACAAGGGUUUAAUGCAGUUGAAUCUGACACCUGAAUCCAACAAGAGCAUCAUAAAUAUUGUGGGGAAUACAGAUGUGGAGGUCCAUCAGCAAGGCAGGGAUCUUAUACAGGUCAGCCCCAUCUACAAAGAAGAUUUUGGGAUCGGUGGGCGUGUAGGAUACGAGGUCAAAGUUUUAAAAACUGAGAGAAUCAAAGAGACGGUCACCAUUACGCUCCCAGCUACUGGUCAAAGAGCAGAGAUAAUUGUAAGCUAUGAGCCUGGAGAAAGUGAAGCAUCACCAACCAGGAGUUUUGCCCUAUGGGCCAGUAUAUUUGGAUUUUUUACCAUUUCUAUAUUGACUUUAGCCAUCUUCAUGUGGUUCCUGGACAAACCUGCUCGGCCUUCUGUUCCUGCCACACCAAAUAUUGCAGCGCCCACCACCCCUGAUCGUAGUAGUCCUGCAAGUUAUAACAUGCAGCAGUCCCCGCGGACACCACAACCAUUUGUAGAUUAUGUGAGGAGAACGAUAGAUGAAACCCCAUACUAUAAGCGGGAAGGGAGAAGGAGGUUUAAUCCACAGAAUACAUUCUAGAAUUGUGGAUUUGGGAAUUCUGUUGACAUGCAUAAUAGAAUGUCAUCCAGAGAAGGUGCAAAGCUCUUUUGUUCUCCAAAAUGUGGUAUAUUUGUGGUUCAAACUAUAAGAGUUAAAGAUUAAAAGUUUGGAAGGUGCCACCAAAUUUUUUGGUGUGCGCCUGGAAAAAUUUUGUAGAUCCAGUCUAACGAUGUGUUACCGGUAAUGCUUCUAUUUGCUUUGAUCUUGCCAUUGAAGUAAUUCCCAAACUUUUUCUAUUGAUGGAAUGGCAUUUCCCCAUUGGCCUCUCCUUUAGGAAUGGGAAUCCAUUCUGGCUGAUUUUAAUUCUGAUUUCAAUUCUUGUUUGAACCAAACAGGUGGAAAGAAUAGACCAUCACAGUUCUAAUUC
Molecule: messenger RNA, 6815 nt
Organism: Nelumbo nucifera (sacred lotus)
Lineage: Eukaryota; Viridiplantae; Streptophyta; Magnoliopsida; Proteales; Nelumbonaceae
Product: embryo defective 3012
Source: RefSeq, a predicted model, not a curated record